This is a messenger RNA of Hevea brasiliensis (rubber tree), 4475 nucleotides long. Its product is annotated as disease resistance-like protein DSC1. Bases 453 to 4082 code for a protein of 1209 amino acids. Gene Ontology annotation, molecular function: ADP binding; protein binding. The record is from RefSeq and is a predicted model, not a curated record. The transcript has 6 exons. Lineage: Eukaryota; Viridiplantae; Streptophyta; Magnoliopsida; Malpighiales; Euphorbiaceae. Gene Ontology annotation, biological process: signal transduction; defense response.
CGGCACCGACUCAGACCGAAACGGGCCGGUGGCGGGGCGAGCGGAAAGAAGAAUAACGUUCUUUAAAAAAAAAAAAAAUUAACGCAAAAACUAGCCUAGUAGGCAGUAGCCUAGGUGUUGACUUGCCUCAGGUCUUCAGCUCUUCACCGUUUCCUCUCUCCUUCCAUCUGUCUGGAAUUUUUUCUCUCGAUUCCUUUUCUUCCCUUUUCCACCGUCCCACGGUUGCGUUCUCAAUUCCCUACCUAAAUAUCUCCAAAAUCACAGCUUUGCCAAUCAUCCUCUGCUGCCACUCUCUCUAUUUCACAUUUACGAUUCUUUAUUUUAUUCGAAAUUUUCACCUUUGAUCGAUUUUGUCAUAGGGUCCAUUCUCAUUCUUUGUUUGGUUGCUAAGAAACCAGAGGGAACAAGCAAAAUUAAGCAAUUUUUUUUUAUUGAGAACGAUUUUGUACAGAAUGGCUUCCUCUUCUUCUGCAGCUCCUGAAUGGAAAUAUGAUGUGUUCAUUAGUUUCAGGGGUAGAGAUACCCGUGAUAAUUUUACCCAUUUUCUUUAUAAAGCAUUAUAUCAGAAGGGAAUUGAGACUUUCAUAGAUAAUAAGUUGAAUAGAGGAGAGGAGAUCUCCCCAGAGCUAUUGAGAGCGAUUGAAGAAUCGAUGGUUGCUGUAAUUAUUUUCUCACAGAACUACGCGGAUUCACCAUGGUGCUUGGAGGAGCUCGUGCAUAUCAUGAAAUGCAAGAAGGCCCAUGGGCAGAGUGUUCUACCGGUUUUUUACCGCGUAGAUCCUUCCGAUGUGGAGAACCAAAUUGGGGAUUUUGGGAAGGGAUUUGAUAGAGCUAAAGAACAAUCACAAGCUAAUGGAGAUAUGCGCAUUGUGAAGAAGUGGAGAGCUGCUUUGAGGGACGCAGCCAAUCUAUCAGGGUAUGAUUCAGCUGUUUCCAGACCUGACUCCACCCUUAUCAAUGAAAUUGUAAAUCAUGUAUUGAAGAAGUUGAAUCAAACAUCAUCAAAUGAUACUGAGGGACUGAUUGGAAUAGAAUCCUCCUUGGAACAAGUGGAAAAAUUAUUAAAUAUUGAAUUUCCUGAUGUUCGCAUUAUAGGAAUUUGGGGCAUGGGUGGUAUAGGCAAAACGACCAUUGCUGGUGUUAUCUUUAACCGCAUAUCUGCUCUAUUUGAUAGUUGCUGCUUCCUUGCAAAUGUUAGGGAAGAAUCAGAGAAAAUGGGACUCCCUCGUUUACAACAAGAACUUUUCUCAAUGUUGUUAGAUGACAAUCUAAACAUGCAUAUGCUUAGCACAGAACCUGCUUCUAUAAAAACUAGGCUCAACAGGAAGAAGGUUUUUAUUGUUCUUGAUGACGUGAAUAGUUCAAGACAGCUAGAACUUUUAGCAGGGGUUCAUUGGUUUGGUCUUGGUAGUAGAAUCAUUGUAACAACUAGAGAAAGACAAUUGCUAGUUAGCCAUGGAGUGAAUUUUAUAUAUGAGGUCAGGGAUCUAAAUGAGGACCAUGGACUUGAGCUCUUUAGUCGGUAUGCCUUUAGGCAGAAACAUCGCACAGAAGAAUUUAUGGAGCUUUCGAUGCGUGCUAUUGAUUAUUGCAAAGGGCUACCAUUAGCGCUUAAAGUUUUGGGUUCUUCACUAUAUGGUAGGAGUGAGAGAGAAUGGAAUGCUUCCUUAAAUAGACUGGAGAAACAUUUUAACAAAGAAAUUCAGCAAACCCUUAGAAUAAGUUUUGAUGCACUUGAUGACUUAAACAAGUCAUUAUUUCUUGAUAUUGCAUGUUAUUUCAGAGGGCAUGACAAAGAUUAUGUAACAAAAAUUCUGACGAGCUUUGGGUUCCAUCCUGACAGUGGAAUAGGAGAACUUAUUGAUAAUUCUCUAGUAACGGUAUUUGACAACACAUUGGGAAUGCAUGACUUACUACAGGACAUGGGUCGGGAGAUUGUGCGCCAACAAUCCCUUAAAGAUCCUGGCAAACGUAGUCGGCUGUGGGACCAUGAAGAUGUUGUGCAAGUGUUGCUGCUAGGGUUGGGGACAGAACAUGUUGAAUGCAUAGUCAUAGACUUGUCUAAAACAGACGAGAGGCAUUUCGAAGCUGAUGCAUUUAUGAAGAUGAAAAAUCUACGAUUGAUUGAUGUCCAUGGUGCCUUUGGAGACCGCAAGGUGCACCUUUCUGGAAACUUCGAAUUUUUAUAUCAUGAAUUAAAAUGUCUCUGUUGGGAAGGGUACCCCCUGAAAUAUUUGCCAUCAAACUUUAAUCCAAAGAAGAUCAUUAUGAUUGAAAUGCCUCGGAGCUCCAUUAAACAACUCUGGAAAGGAGUCCUGCAUCUCGACAAGUUGCAAUUUAUAGAUCUCAGUCAUUCCCAAAGUCUAACUGAGACACCAGACUUCACGGGAGUCCCAAAUCUUGAGAAAUUGAUUCUUGAAGGUUGUACAAGCCUCUCUAAGGUUCACCCAUCUCUUGGAGUACUCAAAAAGCUUGCUUUGUUGAAUUUGAAGGACUGCAGCUGCCUUCGGAGCCUUCCAACAGGCAUUGAAUUGGAAAAUCUCAAUACUCUUAUUCUUUCUGGCUGCUCUAAACUUGGAAGGUUUCCAGAAAUUGUGGGAAAUAUGGAACACUUAUCAAAAGUUUCCCUAGAUGGGAUUGCCAUAUCUGAACUGCCUCUUUCAAUUAAAAAUCUCACUGGGCUAGUUUUCUUGAGUAUGAGAAACUGUAAGAACUUUGGGAGUCUUCCAAGCAACAUUAAUCUUUUGAAAUCACUGAAAAAUCUUGAUCUUUUUGGUUGCUCAAAGCUUGAUAGUUUACCUGAGAGCUUGGGGUAUCUAAAACGUUUGGAGAAGCUGGAUGUAGGCGAAACUGCUGUAACAGAACCACCAUCCUCCAUUAGACUAUUGGAAAAUCUAAAAGUGUUAUCUUUUCGUGGAAGUAAACCGAUAGCAUUUCAUUGGCUCUACAAUUGGAUGCCCACAUUUAGAAAAACACAUGAUUAUGUGGGUCUAUCAUUGCCUUCUUUAAAAGGUUUACAUUCUCUAACAGAACUAGACCUCAGUGACUGCAACCUUUCAGAGGAAAUGAUACCUGGAGACUUUUAUUGUCUAUCCUCACUGCAGGUAUUAAAUAUAAGCAGAAAUAAUUUUGUAAAUACACCUGCAAGCAUCAGUCAACUUCCUCAGCUGCGAUAUCUCUAUUUGGAUGACUGCAAGAAUCUUAAGGCUUUGCGAAAGCUUCCAGCAACCAUACAUGAAAUAUCUGCAAAUAAUUGCAUCUCACUAGAAACAUUAUCAAGUCCAGAUGCAAUUGCAGGUAAAUGGAUGUGGCCAAUUUUCUACUUCACUAAUUGUUUCAAGCUUUCUGUGAAUCAAGGUGGUGACAGUAUGCCAUUUAAAUUUUUAAGAAGCCAUUUGCAGUCUUUAUCAAUGAAUCAGCUUCAGGAUGUCUCAUUUCCAGGAUGUAGAUUUGAUGUUAUUGUUCCUGGAAUUGAAGUUCCAAAUUGGUUCAUCCAACAACAUAUGGGCCCAUCAGUUGUCAUACCGUUACCUCCAAAUUGGUACAAUGAAAAGUUCAAGGGACUGGCUGUCUGUCCUGUAUUUGCAAUCCGUGAGAAUCCAGAUUUGCUUACUGAUGGUCCAGCUUCAGAUAUAGCGAUCUAUUGCACGUUGGAAGCUAUUGACUGUUCUCGGACUUCUAUCUUUAAAUUUCUCAUCUAUAGAAUCCCAUCUAUUCAGUCAGAUCACCUUUGGAUGGGCUUUCAUUCCCGAAUAGGAUUUGGUAAAUCAAAUCAGUUGAACAAGUGUCGCUAUCUUAGAGCUUCAUUUGAAUCACCUUUCCCAGGCUUGGAAGUGAAAAAAUGCGGAAUCCGUUUAGUUUAUGAUCAAGAUGAGAAUGAGUACAAUCCCGUGGCUGGGGAAUCCAGCCAUCCUUGUGACAAUUUAGGUCUUGUCAAUCAAGCUCUUCAUGAGCCCAUGGUGGUAGAUGAACGUAGCAAGGUGAAGAGAAGCCAUCAUGACUAUAAUAUGGCUGGACCCAGUAAAAGUGGAAGUUUUGAUUUGGAAGAGGAGCCAUUCCCUAAACGUCUAAAAAAUUUCUAGACAAAAUCAGGUUUUCCACAGAAAUUUUGGAUCUUCUGAUGAUGAAACAGCUGAGGGAAUCACUUAACCAGUAAAUGUGAUACUGUUGAUAUUUCAUGGUAGGAGUAGAAUUUCUUUCUACAUAUAUCAUGGUGGAGAAAUAUGCCUGUCUAGUGGGAUAUCUUUGCAGUCUCUUCACAUUUGUUCUUUGCCUGAGAAGCAGCUUUUGAUAUGGAACGGCACUACAAUGCGGUUUUACAAAUGAAUUGGAAUGCCAUUUUUUCUAAACACUUGCAGUAUCAUUUUUUAUCUGAGUUGACAGAAAUUUAAGAAUCUUUGAGAUGUAACUGUAGAUGUAAUUGGAAUGGUACUGCAAUGCGGUUCUACAAAUGAACUGGAAUGCCAUUUUUUUAA